Molecule: messenger RNA, 447 nt
Organism: Sclerotinia borealis F-4128
Lineage: Eukaryota; Fungi; Ascomycota; Leotiomycetes; Helotiales; Sclerotiniaceae
Source: the annotation of a GenBank genome assembly
AUGUCAUCUUCGACCAACAAAAAUGUACAAAACGAUACUCCCCUUUCCUCGUCCGGAGAAAGCGCAAAUAAUACCCUGUCCCUUCCAGUCCAAACACCUUUCACCACAGGAGGCCUCCAACAUCAAAAUGAAACCUCCAGUCCAACCCAAGCUCUUCCUUUCAACACAAAUUCCACCACCAGCGACAAUUUCCAGCACGAAAAUCAACUCAUCCAUGCACAGGAACUCGGGUGGGGUACACCACUAGAGAGACAUCGGGUCAUAGCCCAGUUGUAUGCGAAUGAAAGACAGCGAGUUCGCGUGGAGCAACGUGCUGCAGAUUUGAAAGAGGAACUUGAUGUUGAGAGGAAGAAAACUGAUAAGCUCCGGGCGGAUUUGAGAAAGCUUGAGAUAUUAUUUAUUCGACUGAAGGAAAUUGUCAGAGGGUUGAGUGGAGUGCUAUGGUGA